UGAUAGCCGGGGUCCAGGUGGAUUUCACACCGCCACACAUCCCUGGACCUCUCCCUCAAUGUGUCACCCCCAGCGGCUCAAAGUGUGGCUCCUCCAAACAACAGCACCCUUCACACAAACUGCCUUUUCCUCCCGCAACACCACGAACGGGACUCUUGUAGUCUGCGGAGGCGUUUAACAAAGUUGAAAUUUCCAAUAUGGUAGGAGAGGUUGUUGUUGUCGAGCGGCUUGUUGUCAUGUCCCCGCGGUGCCUGUAGUGGUGCUGUGAGGAGUCUGCUGUGGCUCCAGCUAAAAUCCUCAGCAGCCUACCUACUGCUUGUAAUUCGCUCUGGAUAGCUUCGAUUUCCAUGCAUCCUUAUUUCAAGAUACACCGAGCUCGAUGAAGAUUACGGUUCCUCUCCUGUCGCGAAUAUCGAUGCACGGAAUAGCCUAGCUGAUCCGAGUAGACCUUUCGGCCGUCUAUCUGGAGCGAAUCCCUUACACAGCCCAUAGCAAUUCAAGCUGAUGUUGUCAAGGACAAGAGUCACGUGAUGUACGAAGGCAAACACAUACACUUCUCAGAGGUGGACAAUAAGCCGUUGUGCUCGUACAGCCCGAAGCUCUGCAAGCAGCGCCGACUCAACGGCUAUGCUUUCUGUAUACGGCACGUUCUGGAGGACAAGACCGCCCCCUUCAAGCAAUGUGAAUAUGUGGCUAAGUACAAUAGCCAGCGAUGUACCAACCCCAUCCCCAAGUCCGAGGACCGCAGGUACUGCAACAGUCACCUGCAGGUCCUCGGUUUUAUCCCCAAGAAGGAGCGGAAAAAGAAACACGAUGCUUUGGAGGACAUGCGCUCGCGGGCUCACCUGGAGUCCGUGGCUCUCAACAUCACCGUGCCCUCUCUAGCUCUGAAAGCUCCCAACGGCCUCGAUGAACUUCCACCGUCUCCCCCCUGUGCACGUCUGUUACCCCUCCCUGACGGGGAGCUCCCGGACCCUUUUGCCUUUUAUGAGGACGACACCGACGGGGAGGAGGUGGGCACUCCUCGGAGGGCCAACGCCAUCAAGAAGAAACUACAGAGUCGGCUGGCGCUCAACCAGAAGCUCUGCCACGACACGGACCUUUUCCAGCCACCUCCUGAGCACUUUAGCCCCUCCCCCGCCCCCCGGGUCCACCCCUCCUCACCGCUCAACGCUCAUCUCCCACGGCAGCCGGCAGGUCUCCUCCAGCCGGCCCAGCACUCCAGCGCAGCAUCCUUCAUCUUCCCAGGACAGCAGCAGGGUUUAUUAUGCAAUCCACCACCACCUCAGUCAGUCAACUUUCUGCCUCCAGGGAUGCCCGCAAAUGCAGCACCCAGUCCAGUGCAACUGUCUGGGCCAUCACUUAGCAGGAAAACGCCUUUCGCUGCUACCCACUUGCCGGUCGGUUGUAAGGACAGUGGCAGUAGCAAUCAGCGGCAAGUGGUUGUCAUGCGUCCCACUGCCUUCUCACCGUCUGCCAGCUGUUUAGCCAGGUUGCAACAUCUGGUGCAGCUCUGUGCCAAGAGACACCGGGAGCAUGGAGACCUCUUUCCACAUCUAGGUUUGGACUGGUCAGAAGAUAGUGCGGAUGAAGAUGAUGAUGAGGAAGAGGAGGCGGAGAGAUUUGUUCCUUUUCAGACCUCAUGGAGACCACAGAACAGGUUGGAAGACGACUGCGGUUCCUCUCGGAGAACACGGUUACUUAGGCUUUGCUCGUACCUCCGGGAGAAAUACAAGCACAUGUGCAGGCAGGAGCGGGCGAGUAUCCGCCAGAAGAGAUACCGCUAUGCCUUCCGCAAAGCCUUGCUGCAUGCCGCCAGCAACAACCCAGACUGUGCUGGGCAGCUGAUCCAGGACUUUGGUGGUGCCUCUCGAUGCUCUCCAAGUGAGGCUCCAGUAAAGCAGGAGAACACAAACACAGGGACCUGCACGGGCAGCACCAAGGGCCAGGCCUGCAGCAACAGAGCGCUGCCUUUCACUCAACACUGCUUUCAGCACAUUCUACUGAAUCGUUCCCAGCAGCUCUUUGCUAGCUGCACAGCCAAAUUUGCCGACGGUCAGCAGUGCUCCAUCCCAGUGUUCGAUAUCACGCACCAGACGCCCCUCUGUGAAGAACAUGCCAAAAAGAUGGAUAACUUCCUGCGUGGAGAUGGGAACCGACGGGUGCAGCACCACGCGCAGCAACAGCGAAAGCCACGCAAAAAGACCAAACCCGCGGCGCUCACCAAAAAGCACAAGAAGAAGAGGAGGAGAGGACCGCGGCGGCCUCAGAAGCCCAUCCCUCCGGCGCUGCCACAGGGGAACCUGGGAAUGCCUUCCACGAGCCUAGCGAUGCACUCCCAGGCCAGCAUCAGGAGCCCUUCCACUCCAGACCUGAGUGCAGAGGAGCUUCCUGACGACAUCACCAAUGAAAUGGCCGACAUUCCAAACGACCUCGAGCUGAACCAGGAGGAUUUCUCCGACGUGUUGCCCCGACUACCUGAAGACCUGCAGGACUUUGACCUGUUUGAAGGUAAGAACGGAGAGCUCCUGCCCACCACGGAGGAGGCUGAGGAGCUGGUGCGUGCACUGCAGGCCAUGGGCUCCUAUCCCGACUCAUUAGUGUGCCUGACCUCCCUGGGAGACCUGGCCCCGUCUGAAGGAGUGGACCACCGAGCCAUGGCCGUGUUCCCGGGUGCGGUGCCCACCGGGACCAUCGGGGAUCUGCUCAGCAGCCGCAUCCCCACAGAGAACUUCACCAGUCUGGAGCUGGAGGAAAACCUACUGCAGUCGACCGGGGGACACUUCCCGCCCUCGCCGCCGUCUCAGCCUGCUAACCAGCCCCCGAGGUCGUGCUCCAGCCUGACCUCCUCUUCCUCCACCGUAGCCCCCCCCACCACCUCACUGCUCACUCAGACCUCCAUAGCAGAGCGAACGUUUCCUCGGACACACACAUCCCACGUCCUGGCCAAGUCGGACCUGCCCACGUCGUCUCCCCACGGCAGCCACUACAGCAGUGAGCAUGUGCCCUCCCCAUACAGUGACCACAUGUCCUCCCCCCACACCGCCUCUUAUCAGACUGACUCCCCCCUGCUGCUGGAAGUCCCUCUCAGCGGGGUCCCGGGACCCCCACGCUCAUCAUGGAAUAAUCUCCCUCUUCCGCUCACCGACCCCACACAGUUUGGCAAUCUCAUAGGUUCGGAGACUCAUCUCAUAUCCACGUCCCUGUCCACUCCCCCCGCCACCACCACCCACUCUGUGACGCUGCAGCCAAUGGCUGCACUCUCAGCGAUGCCUCAGAGCGGCCUGACAGGUCUGACCACGCCCCCCGGCCCCUCCUCCUCCCUCCCCUCGUCCUCGCACGAUCUUCUGACCUCCACACAGCCCAAGCAGCAGCUCCCUCAGUUCAGCGCGGCCUUCGGUCAUCAACUGGCCUCCCACAGUGGCAUCCCGAAAGACGUGCAGCCCAGCCACAGCUCCACAGCGCCUCCUGCUGGCUUCUCCAUAGUUAGUGCCACCGCUGCAAGUGCCAACAGCGCCACACCCCCCUUCACGCAAAGUAAAUGAGAGCAGGCGGCCCGCAGCUGCAGGACGAUGGUCUGUGGACUCAGUCACUUACAAUCCAGCCGACUGGCUUCAGAUUGACCCCCCCCCCUAUUCAUCUGCUACAUGUGUACAAUGUGGUUCUAGUGCACUAUUUGAAAGUGAAUUUGCACAACCUCAGAUUUUUCUCUAUUCUCAUUCUUUUGCGGUUCCUUGGGAUUUGAAGUUGGCGUGAGUCCGCUGGUUUGAUGCCUUGUGGUCUCGUCAGCAGCAGGUCAGAGUCAGAUUUAGUGAUUAAUAUAAACGGGUGAAACUUGGCAGACGGACCUGAGGAGAGAUUAUGUCCCAGUGCUCAGAAUCACUGAAGCUUCGGUCGGUGGUCCGUUUGGUUUUGCUUUGCCAGUUUAAGUCCUGUCUUAAGAUGAUAAUGGACUGUACCCUGCCUUGCUCAGAUGGCCAUUGCUUUGUUUUUAAUUUCUCCACCUUUUUCAUACACUGCCCCCCCCUUCCCCCGAGGAACAGUACAAGUUGUGACAUUUGUGACCCAUUAAGUUUCAAGCUAUUUAACUGUUAUCAUGAUAUAGAAUCUUACCGAGUCAGAUUUCACAGUCGUGUGAAUUUACCAAAAAUACUUUUAAACAGCUGUUUUUAUAUUGUGUAUACUAUAUAUGUGCUCAUUUAUUUGUUUGCUCAGACGUCAAAAUCUCUGACCUCACCGUCGGCUGUGGGACUCCGAGUGGCCUAGUAGACACUUGAAGAAAAAACAUAGUUUCUUAAAGCAAUAAACACAUUAACAUAACUCUAGCAUUGUAAGAUAUUUUAUUGGUCUCAUUACACGUAGCUUCACUCGCUGAGUCCGGACUGCACCGAGAACCUUUGGCCUCUGGACACAGACCCACGAUCAGGUCGGCCUAACGUCGUGUGGAUUUGUGAGGCUAAUAAAUGAGUUUCAGUGUUACAGCAUGGGUAAUGACGGGUAAUCCAGGGAUUUAAGUGUCUACUAUCGAAGGUGCUCUCUGAUCCACACACACACACACACAGUGGUCUUUAGUGACUUGCAUGUCUCGUAAAAGGACUCCCACCAUAAGACGUCGAGGCCGCGAAUUGGCACUGGAAAUUGACAUUUCACCCAUUAGCUCGGUGUAGUGGGAUAUACACAGAUGUGUGGUCGAGCAAAUCCGGAGCAAAGCACCGUCUGUUUUACUCAUACAAGGAUUUUUAAACUAAAUGAUGCAAACCCACAGUCUGGAUUAGAUGUUUGGAGAAUCACAAGGACACAGCAGUACAACCAUGGCGUUUGAUGGUAUAUUAGACAUUUGACAGACCUGUCAGACAUUGUUGAGUAUUAAGUAUAUAGAGUAGCAGUCUCUAUCUUCGGGUUUGUCGGUGAAUUAUUGAGUAGCAAUGGAUUGAAAUUGUAUUUUUGCAACGUAUCCAGUGGAAUCUGUCUUGUAGAAUGAGUCUCUUGUUGUUUAAUGGCUAUCAAAACGGCGGUAAGUUCAGUUUUAAGUCCGAGGGAUCAACGUUUCUAUGCUGUGUACGCCGUCAUUAUGUUUCUAAAUAAUGUUCCGAUGGAGACUAUGUGUUUUUGAUAGCUAUUAAACUCCAGGAUGAAGUUUGAGAUUGCACGGGGCUGUGACAUUUUGUGUGAGAGGAUUAUAAUAUCAAUAUUGGAUCAUGGUCAUUUGGUUGUAUGAAACAUUGGAAUAUAUGCAUCGCCUUUUCAUGUCGUUAUGUGGACAUCAACGUACAAUAUGUUGCUUUUUUCUAAAUAGAUUUGCACAGGAGUGGAUGAGGCCGCUGGUUGUUUCACAUGUCCCGUGUUCGUCUUGUCGUCUUUUUUCCCCUUUUCUUCCUCCUCCGCUUGGACGCUCAUUAAACAAACAGGUGCCAUCAUUACCAGCUUUUAGCCUGCACCACACCGCCCCCCCUUCCCCCCCACCUGUUUCCAGCUGUGAGAAGGCCCAGUUCUGUCUCUUCCCUUCCAAAGAGAAAAACACACGUUACCAAGUGUAAACCUGUAGCUUCACCAGAGACGACAGGGCUUCUCAGUGACUGCAGUGUUUCUCACAAUCAGGUUGGAAGGAAACAAACGAAAUCUUUGCAAGGCAAUACUGUUGUAUCCACAUGACAUGAGAUUAGUCGCUCCACCAGUUUACUCUCCCAACAACCACGUAGAACAAAAUUCACAGGGCUCAUAGGCACAUGUAACUGCUUGAAUUCAGAGAUGGCUGACAAAUUCCUAUACUCAUUGAAUGUACUGUAUUACUGUUUUUAAAGAUAGGAUGAGCUAAUCUAGUCACCUUUUGUUAUUGGUCCUUGUUUAAUUUGUCUAAGGUAUUUUUUGUAUACAAAGGUUUACAUUUUUAUGUAUAUUUUUCUUGUGUACAAAUUAUGUAAUAUGUGUACAAACACUGUAUGUAAUAUCUGUAUAUAGUGUGAGAAAUUUGAUCUUUUGUUUUUGGAUGUAUAAAUAAAACUUGCUGUGAGGUAUUUGCUGACACA
Molecule: messenger RNA, 6026 nt
Organism: Limanda limanda (common dab)
Lineage: Eukaryota; Metazoa; Chordata; Actinopteri; Pleuronectiformes; Pleuronectidae
Gene: ino80da
Product: INO80 complex subunit Da
Exons: 10
Coding region: 531-3545 (1004 amino acids)
Cellular component (GO): nucleus
Source: RefSeq, a predicted model, not a curated record